Messenger RNA from Blepharisma stoltei, 3381 nucleotides. NCBI's taxonomy places the organism in Eukaryota, Ciliophora, Heterotrichea, Heterotrichida, Blepharismidae. The record is from the annotation of a GenBank genome assembly.
AUGGGAGGUUGCUUCAGUAAUAGACCCAAAAUUAAAGACAUCUCCUCAACUUGUAAGCAAAGCUCAGCUCGAAUUUCUAAUAGUAAUCUUGCCUCUGCCACUAUGUCCAACCGAUUCACAACUGAAGAGGUUAAAGAUAACUCUCGCCCAGGCUCCGCCAAUAGAAAAGCCCAUAAAAAAGGAGCCCAUGUGAAGAAUAUACAAAGAAAAGCCAGUAUUAUAACAGAAGCGACCACUGCAGCAAUAAAUACUCGAGAUAAAACUCUGGAAGAAAUGAUAGAAAUUAGGGAAGCUUUAAACCAACAUUUCAUUUUUAAUAGUUUACCCGAUGAAGUUAUAGACGUAAUCGUAUCGAUGAUGAAGUUAUUUGUUUUAGAGCCAAAUCAAUUAGUUUAUGCACAGGACCAAAUGGGUUCUCACUUCUUUGUAGUCACAAAAGGAAAGCUAGAAAUAAAGGUAAAAAAUGAACCGAAAGGCGUUAUAACUAAAGGGAUGAGUUUUGGGGAGUUGGCAUUGAUGCACGACUCGAAACGCACUAAUUCAGUCUAUACAAUAGAAAGGACCUUGCUGUGGGGAAUUGAUAGAUAUGAAUUUAGAAAUGCAGUAGCUUCUUAUAACUCACAGAAAUUUGAAGAAAAUAGAAAGUUCAUUGAUUCAGUGCCUUUAUUGCAAAUUUUAACAAAUGCUCAAAAAGAAGCAUUAUUAGCAGUACUGAAAAGCCAAAGCUAUUUCCCAGGGCAAAAGAUUGUGACGGAAGGAGAACCUGGAGAUUUAUUUUAUAUAAUAAAAGAAGGUACAGUAAGCUGCUAUGUCCAAGGAAAAAUUGUGAGGCAAUUAGGCAAAGGCGAUUUUUUUGGUGAGCAAGCUUUGCUUUAUAAUUCAUUAAGAACUGCAACUAUUGUUUCAAAUACAAAGGUUGGGGUUCUUUCUUUGUGUAGAGAAGAUUUAAUCAGUGUGCUUGGAGACCAGCUCCAACUUAUUAUUUAUAAGAACUCUCAAAGAAUCGCUAUAGAAUCUAGUCCGCACUUGAAAGACCUGACAAAAAACCAAGAAGAGGCUGUGAUACAAAAAAUGAAGGUUGUCAGCUACCAAAACGGAGAAAUUAUAAUUAAUAAAGGUAUGCCUAAAGGGCAUAAACUAUGACUUGUGGUAAAAGGGGCAGUAAUUGCUGAAGAAUCCGGCAAAAGAAUUCUGUCCCUGCAUUGUAUAGGUGAUGAGGAAUUAAUUAACCCAAUUCAAAGUAAUUAUGAGGAAAAUUAUAUCGCUGAAGGCUCUGUUGAUAUAGAAGAAAUAUCAAGGGCUGAGUUUGAAACUUGUAUAGGAGGGAAAUUAAACAAUAUAAAAUCUCAUAAUGAAGUGCUAAAAAUUAUGAGGAAUGUACAGCUUUUUAGGGCUUUGCCAACAAACAAGCUUGAAUCUCUAGUAAAUAUGAUUUAUGUGCAAACAUAUGGAGAUAAGCAAGUUAUUUUCCACGAGUUCUCGCUUGGUGAUGCAUUUUACAUCGUCAAAUCAGGCCAAGUCGAUAUUAUUAAAGAUAACACUGUAUUAAGAACUGUUGCUAAGCAUGGCUAUUUUGGAGAAAGAUCUAUAAUUAACAACGAAAAAAGAACAGCCACAGUCGCUGCAAGUGGAAAAGCGAAAGUCUGGGUCCUUAACAGAGAAGAUUUUUUAAAUUUAAUUGACGAAGGAAUAAGACACCAGCUCCUCAAAAGAAUGGAGCUUCAAGAUGAUUCCAUCACCUUACCCGACUUGUCUAUAAUAAAAAUCCUGGGAAAAGGGAUGUUUGGAAAUGUCUUCAUGGCAAUUAACAAAAAUAAAGGCACGUUGUACGCCUUAAAAACUGUGAAUAGAGCAAAAAUAAGAAGCUAUGAUUUAUAUACAAAUUUGUUACUAGAAAGGCAUAUUUUGUUGCAAAUUGACCAUCCUUUUAUCAUGAAGCUUGUAAAAACGUUUAAAGAUGAGGAGCGUGUAUAUUUUUUGACAGAGCUUGUGAGAGGAAAAGACCUAUUUGAUGUGCUCAGGGAAAUGAACUUACUUACUGAUUCUGAUACAAAGUUCUUUUCAUCGUGCAUUUUAAUGAUUCUUGAGCAUAUCCAUGAAAGAGGAAUCAUAUAUAGAGACCUCAAGCCUGAAAAUAUUAUGAUUGAUGAAGAUGGCUAUCCCAAACUUAUCGAUUUUGGAACUGCCAAAGUCGUAGAAGGCAGGACUUAUACGGUGGUCGGAACCCCACAUUAUAUGGCCCCAGAAGUAAUUUUAGGCAAAGGCUAUGGACUUUCCGCUGAUUAUUGAUGCUUGGGAGUUAUGAUAUAUGAGUUUGUAGUUGGCUCCAUGCCUUUUGGUGAUGAAGAAGAAGAGCCAUACGCAGUCUAUGAGCAAGUGCUUAAAGCUAAGUUAAUCUACCCUCAUCAUACAAGAAUUAAUGCAAAAUGCAAAGAAGUUCUUGAAAAGCUACUUGAGAAAAAUCCAGUAAUGAGGGGGACGAUUGAAACUAUUAAAGCAAUGAAGUGGUUUGAAGAUAUAGAUUGGGAUGCCAUGCUUGGCAAACAGAUUAAACCUCCGUAUAUCCCUCGUUUACCUAAUCAGUCAGCUGAACUUAAUCAAGCCAUGAAAUCAAAAGUGUCAUUAACAGCAGUCUUAAAUUUAAACUAAUUACAGGUCGUGGCUUCUGCCUAUUGGUAAGGAGUCACAAAAUAUCCCCUAGGGGAUUCACCCUCUUUAGGAAAUGACAAGGAUAACUUUUUCGAGUUAGACGAUUUACUGGGCGAGUUACGGCUCUUACCACCUUUCCUCUUCUUCGCCAUCUGACCUCAUGAUACCUGUGAAGUAAAGUUCUCUCUCUUCCUCUCCUCGCCUUCAGUGCUGCGUGAGAAGGCUCUGGACUUCUACAGCAUGCUGUUUGGGUUGAAUGAAGGUUGACAGUACAGAAGUCCUAAAAAUCCAAUUUCUGGUGGACUAUCGGCAAAAAGGAAAAAUUCAAAGCCUCGGGCGUAACUCCCAGUUUCGCGCUUGAAAGCUACCCGAAUAGUCUAGGCAUUGCAUUUAGACGCUGCUGGGUUUUUGUAACUCUGAACCCACAUUUCCCUCCAGGUAAAAUCCAAUCCUGAAAGCAGAAUCAGACUAGACUCUGUGGCUUAUCAGAAUUGCUUACCUAGCGUUGCUGUCCAUUUCUGGGUUGCCAAACCUUGCCGAAUAUAAUUAAAAUGUAUUCGAAGGAAGUCGACGUAGCCGACUGCGAAACGUUGAGACACCAUAUUUAAUUAUAUGCCACUAUCAGCAGUCAUUUCCGUAAUUUUUAUGUAGAAAGAAGAAGCUCAGGAUAGUUUUGAAAUUCCAAGAGGCAGAGGAAAACCUCCUCCAACUGCGUGGGAUGAAGUUUUUUAA